UUGGCUACAAAAUUUAUCCAAGGAGCUUUGUGCAAGGAUUUCAACUGAAGACCUGCUUCAAGGUUUUAUGCAGGUCCGAGUGUAGCACUGGUUGAACUGGAGGAAAGUGGUAGUGAAACGAACGAGGCUGUAAAGUUGAGGUUCUGACCCAUUGCAAGGAGAGUUCAGACUCGACCCUCGCCGAUCACCAAUCAUGUCAAACAGAGCCUAUAAUAAGAUGUGGGCUGAUACCCAUGAGGCACUUCACUAUCUUCUCCAGGAGGAGCUCUCUUCCCAAGAUGCCAAACCACUUACAGACCGCGUGAUGAUCUUCCAGAUGCUGACUUCCUUCUACAUUAAGUAUGUGCAGAUUUUCCGUAAUGUGGAAGAGCUCUAUGAACAGAUAGUACAUCCUCAGAAGAGAAGGAUUAUCCACCAUGUACUGGAGGGUGUUAUGGGCAGAAUUCUUGAGCUAAAGGAUGAAAUGGUGAAACUGGAGUUCUCAGAGUUUCACUAUUAUGACGAUAUACUGCAGGAUCUCAAGCUAACCCCGGAAGCCUUAGAGAUCCCCAUUCCCAGAUACUUCAUGAAGGAUAAAUUAAAAGUUAUGAAGGAAAGAGAAAACAUUCUGUCUCGAAUAUUAUCCCAAAGCUCAAUUCAAGUGCAAAAGGAAACUGGUAUAAAAACAUUGACUCUAGAAGAAGCCAUCCAAAUCAUUCAAAUUGCUGAACGUGCUCGGCAGGGGCGGUUACGAGCUAAGUUUAUGCUGGAAAUUCGAAUGGAAGAAGAAAGACAAAACUUAGCUAAACAACGAAAAGCGAGUGCAAUGGCUCCUGAAAUGGCAGCUACUUUAAUAAAAAAGGUUUGGUGUGGAUAUAUUCAAAGGAAAAUUACCAAGAAAGAACGGGCAGAGGAAAUGAUAUUUCUUGAGAUGGAACCUCCUCCUGAUUUUCAGAAGCCUAGCUCUACUCAACUGCAAGCUCAGAAAGUAUAUCAACAGCGGCAGGUGGUACAGGAAGUACAUGAGGUGGAAUACCAGCAAGCCUUAGUCACAAUAAAAGAGCAAGUGCGAUCAGUUGAGGGACCAGAUAUUCAAGAAACCUUGCAGGAGCAGAUCAGACAAUGGUUUAUCGAAUGUCGAAACAUAACUGGAAAGUUCCCUGACUAUCCUGAUGAAGAGAAGGGAGGCUCCGCAGCUAUAUUUGCUUCAAAGACUCCCCAAGAGGUGCUUCAAGAACUUGCUGCACAAGAAGAAAAAAAGAAACAGAAAGAUAAAGAAAAGAAGGAGAAAAAAAGUGGUAAGGACAAAAAGGAAAAGAAGAAGAAAAAGAAGGGAAAAGCUGAUAAAGAGGAAGAAGAAGAAGGUUGGAAAAUGGCUGAGAGUGAUUUCCUUCCAACAGUGGCAGAAGGUCAUAAAACAUAUGAAGGAGUUUGGCAGAACCGAGAUGAGCGCACAAACCUCUCCCAGAAGUAUGUUGCUGAACUCAUCAAGGAAGAUAAACGCAAAGAGGUGGAGGAGGAAAUCAGAGUGCAGGUUGAUGAACUAAUGAGACAGGAGCUGAAGAACUUAAAAAUAGCAGUGGACAGGGAUAAGAGUACAAAGAGGAAAGGAAAGAAAGAUGGGAAGAAGAAAAAAUCAAAGAAAGAAAAGAAGAAGAAGAAGAAAGGAAAAGAUCUGACUGCUAACAGGACAAUUGAUUCCCUCUAUGAAGAACUAGUUCGUGAAGGUCUGCUCAUAAAGCCAAAGAAUAUCCAACUUUCUGAUUUUAAAGGUGAGUACAACUACUUGGGGACCACACUCCGCCAAACAGAUAUCGAACCCAUGCCUUCUCUCUUGGAUGUGAAGCAACUGAUCACAUUGUAUGGGAUUCUUCCCUUGGGUUCCCAAACUGUCCAUGAGAAAGCUCCUUUGGUGAAGUCUUUGUUACUGGCAGGACCAUCUGGAGUUGGAAAGAAAAUGUUGGUCCAUGCUCUUUGUACAGAAACCGGAGCCAAUCUUUUUAAUUUGUCAUCACAUAACAUUACAGGAAAAUAUCCAGGCAAGACUGGUCUCCAAAUGAUGAUCCAUUUGGUUUUCAAGGUUGCCCGCCUGCUGCAGCCUUCGGUUGUGUGGAUUGAUAACGCUGAGAAAACUUUCUACAAGAAGGUUCCAAAGACAGAGAAGGGGCUGGAUCGAAAGAGAUUAAAGAAAUCUUUCCCAAGUAUACUCAAAUCCAUGAAUGCAGAAGAUCGUGUCCUCAUUGUUGGCACAACACAACGGCCCUUUGAUGCAGAAUUAAAGUCUUUCUGCCGAACUUUCCAGAAAAUUGUACUUAUUCCAAGACCAGACUAUACAGCUCGAUUUGUGUUAUGGAAGAGCAUCAUCCAACAAAAUGGUGGGAUCCUGACGAAUUCAUUGGAUCUAAGUUCCCUGGCUAAGAUCACUGAUGGCUAUACCCAGGGACACCUUACCCAAGCUGCAAAGGAUGUUCUAACUGAGCGACGCAUCAAGCAGUUACACACAAAACCUCUCACUGCAGUGGAGUUUAUUAAUCCUCUAGCCAAGCAGGAACCUGUAUACCAAGAGGAAGAGGAAUCAUUCAAGGAUUGGUAUGUCAAAACACCUCUGGGCAAGAAGAGAGCAAAAGCUGCAAAGGAAUCAGAAAAUGAUGGGAAGGAGAAGGGCCAAAAAGGAAAAGAAGGAAAGAAAGGAAAAGAAGGAAAGAAAAAAGGAAAAAAGAAAAAAUAAUAUUCAGAUGUUUCUGAGCCAGCUGUAUAUUUGUAUUGCAUUUAUCAUUAGUUGUAAGCAUCUUUCUUGUAUGUGCAUUUGUAGAUUAAGAAAUGUUAUUGUCUAUUAUAAUUAAGUUAAUUGAAAAAAAAUGUAUCAAUUACUAAUUUAGAAAGCAGUGCAUUAACCUAAUCCACUUAAUUAUUCCCCUAAUCAUGUGAUAUUACUUCCUUUAGCAAAGUGAAUUUUAAUUCAAAUGGUUGCUGUAGUCAUGAAUGGCUCAAUUAAUCACUAAAGUGCCAGAUUAUGAAAUGUACAUUUUGGUAAUAGGAAUAAAAGUUUGUUACAAGAGAAACAUACCACACAAAAACUGUUACAGAUGAUAGCAAAAUACAGAAAAUCCAAAGAGAACAUAACAUCCUAUGCUUAAUUAUUUUGAUAUAUUAAGCAAGUACUACAAUAUUGGGUGACACAAGAGAUUCUGCAGAUGCUGGAAACCGGAGGCAACACACACAAAAUGCUGGAGGA
Messenger RNA from Pristis pectinata (smalltooth sawfish), 3214 nucleotides. It is a transcript of the gene drc11, whose product is annotated as IQ motif containing with AAA domain 1. Lineage: Eukaryota; Metazoa; Chordata; Chondrichthyes; Rhinopristiformes; Pristidae. Gene Ontology annotation, molecular function: ATP binding; ATP hydrolysis activity. The transcript is spliced from 19 exons. The coding region runs from base 194 to 2707 and encodes 837 amino acids. The record is from RefSeq and is a predicted model, not a curated record.